Molecule: messenger RNA, 1353 nt
Organism: Folsomia candida
Lineage: Eukaryota; Metazoa; Arthropoda; Collembola; Entomobryomorpha; Isotomidae
Exons: 2
Coding region: 903-1298 (131 amino acids)
Source: RefSeq, a predicted model, not a curated record
UUGGUUCAAAAUAAUUCUCCCGAAUUGGGGCAUUAAUUUUGAGCAAGUUGCAACUUGUACCACAUUGAAGAGAAAUAUUUAUAAUAAAAUCCUAGAAUGUGUUUAUUUAAGAAUAGAAGCACUGGAGGCAUCCUAAUCUUAUUAAGCCUUCUGCUGCCCCUUUAUGGGGUCAAAGCGCUCCCAGCAGAGAAAGCAGAUCACCCCUCGUACAUUUUGGUCGCCGGUAUCAACAAAUCUAAAGUAUUUCGUGGCAAACUUUGUAAUGUAUUGGGCCAUGACACCAACAGGAGGAGGAGGCGGCGGCAAUGCUUCGUCACUAGACCCACCACCCACGACCGUCGCAGCAUUCAAUCACAACUCGACCAUUCUCAAGCCGAAAGGGAAAGGGGGACAGAAGGACGACUUCUCCUUGAGACUCGUCGACUGUCUCCCAAUCGUCAAGUUGUGCGCUCUCACCUCCAUUCCCCCAUCCACCUGUACAACAUGACUUUUCCACUUUUAAUUAGCAUAUGCUUUUAUGCAAGAUUACUGAUCCACAAUAAACCCGCAGGUUCGUUGUCUUGUUACAAACUACGGGUUGGGCCGAACCCAAGUGUAGAACGACUGACCUGACGGGAGGACUGAUGGCCUUGGCGCAAAGGCUCACACUCUCCGAAGAGUUGGCUGACUUUGCGCUCCCAGGAUAUUUUACCUUCACGUACGUAUCGAAUAUGUGUCCAUAUAGUUGCUGCAUGCUUGGCUGGUAGCAUGUCCACGCUGCUAAGAGGAUAUUGAGGUCGAGACGCGUAAAUAACUGUACACAUGCAUGUUUUCUCACCAUUUACUAAUCUACCAGGACGCUCCUGACCCUGAAAAUCGACCCACUCCUGGAACAAAUCGCCUCCGUUUUUGCCGCAUACUUGAUGGUUGGAGGAAUCAAGUGUUCCGCAGUCAUGUAUGCCUACCAAGGCGUUGGGGUGACUGAUUGCCAAAAAAUGACGGGACCCUGGGAUCAAUAUUACAUGUCCCAUCGCACCAAAAAAGCCACCGUUUGUGACAAACCGUUGACGACGGAAUGGCUGCGGAUGCAGGAUUUCUUUCCAGAAGUCGACGUAGUAGGAAGUACCCUGGAAUUCUCCGAGAAUCUGUACGACGAUGGGUUGGACACCCUCACGCCAACCGCAUACGAGGCCAACACGCUCAACCAAACGGGAGAGAAAGGCAAGCCUAGUCAGCCUUCGUCCUCUUCCAGUGGGAGCAAGUGUCCCCCUGGACAAACGAAGGACGAACUGUCGGGAAAGUGUAAAAAAGGCCAUUAGUAAACAAGAGUUCCUUGAUCUGGAAUAAGUAAAUGAUGAGAAGGCAUUGACACAU